Prosopis cineraria is the source of this 1395-nucleotide messenger RNA. Its product is annotated as peroxidase 12-like. NCBI's taxonomy places the organism in Eukaryota, Viridiplantae, Streptophyta, Magnoliopsida, Fabales, Fabaceae. The transcript is spliced from 3 exons. Gene Ontology annotation, molecular function: peroxidase activity; heme binding. Gene Ontology annotation, biological process: response to oxidative stress; hydrogen peroxide catabolic process. Bases 39 to 1094 code for a protein of 351 amino acids. The record is from RefSeq and is a predicted model, not a curated record.
AACGCACUCAGGUCUGAGAGAGAAAAUUAGACGUACCCAUGGCUAACGCAUCCCUUUACUCUUUGCUCUGGUUCUCCUUCCUCCUUCUGGCCUCCCACUUGUGUGCCACCAAGGCGCAAUCCAAGCCUCCCAUCGUCAAUGGUCUCUCUUGGACCUUCUAUGAUUCUAGCUGUCCCAGUGUUGAAUCCAUCGUCACAAAACAUCUCAAAUCCGUCUUCAAGAAGGACAUUGGACAAGCCCCUGCCCUGCUUCGUAUCUUCUUCCACGAUUGCUUUGUCCAGGGAUGUGAUGGGUCCAUACUGCUGGAUGCGAUUCCGCCAAGCAAUCAGAGCGAGAGAGACUCCAGAUCCAACGGCGGCAUUAGGACGGAGGCAUUGAAGACCAUCGACGACAUCAGAGCUCUCGUCCACAAGAAAUGUGGACGAGUUGUCUCCUGCGCCGACAUCGUCGCUCUCGCCGGACGUGAUGCUGUUGUCCUGACAGGAGGGCCCAACUUCCCCGUCCCGCUGGGAAGGCGAGACAGCCUGACCUUAAACUUCGACGAGACCAGCAACCUCCCCUCUCCCUUCGCCAACACUACCGGCACCAUCAAGACCUUCGCCGACCAGAAGUUUGACGUCACGGACGUUGUCGCCCUCUCUGGUGCCCACACAUUCGGCCGGGCCCACUGCAGCUCCUUCUCGGACCGCGUCUCCGGCACGAGCCCGGCUCCCAUCGACCAGACCCUCCUGAAGAACCUCAAGGCCACCUGUCCCAGCGCGUCCACGCCCAACACCGCAAACCUCGACAUCCGAACUCCGAACAAGUUCGAUAACAAGUACUACAUCGAUCUCAUGAACCGGCAGGGACUGUUCACGUCGGAUCAGGACCUGUUUUCCGAUGCCCGGACGAAGAAGUUGGUGCAGAGUUUUGCGCUGGACCAGAAGUUGUUCUUCGAGAAGUUCGGUAACGCAAUGAUAAAGAUGAGUCAGCUGAGGGUUUUGACAGGGAAGCAGGGUGAGAUAAGAGCCAAGUGUAAUCUGAGGAACAGUGGGAAGAAGUCUCUGUUGGCUUCUGUGGUGGAAGAGAUGGUUGAAGUGGCUGAUCAGUUCUAGAUAACAAGGGAGGCCAUGGAUAUGUUGCUUUGUAACUUUUUAUUUUAUAAAUCAGAAGUGGGAUCUGACACACUUGUACGCUGUUUGAUCGUUCGGAUGAUCAUUUGUGGAGGGUUUUGGAGGAUCCAAACUCUGGUCCUGAGACACGCUUCUUCUUCUUCUUUUAUGGUGACUCUGCUUUUAGAUGUGUAGUGCUGUGAUCACUAAUAAGAUGUUCCUUUUUGUGAAUCUGAGCCUUGCAAAACACUGAGAGAAGCAAAUAAAUAAAUAUACAAGCAUAUGUAGCUUGAGCACUUCUUAA